AUGAAGUCUAUUUCACUUAUUGUUGCAGCUCUUGCUGUUGGUGCUUUUGCAGAGCUCCAUACUCAAGGUGUUUGCAUCGAUACCCCUGGCAAAGGAGUGGAGGUCUACAAUAAAGCGGCGACCGAAAAGGCAUGUGAUGCCUAUAAGAAGCGGAACACUGGUGACAAGCAAUGGGAUCAAUGCCCCGAUUGUACGCUUCUGAACGAGAAGGACCUCCUAUACUAUUGCGAGUCCAAGGGGAGUCACCUCGGAGGUGAUGAGUUACACUAUUACUGUACCCAAAAUGGUGCAGCUGACAGUGUUGCUUGGUGA
Messenger RNA from Penicillium samsonianum, 312 nucleotides. RefSeq lists its product as uncharacterized. The record is from RefSeq and is a predicted model, not a curated record. The coding region runs from base 1 to 312 and encodes 103 amino acids. The transcript is spliced from 3 exons. NCBI's taxonomy places the organism in Eukaryota, Fungi, Ascomycota, Eurotiomycetes, Eurotiales, Aspergillaceae.